Messenger RNA from Aureobasidium musti, 2109 nucleotides. The record is from the annotation of a GenBank genome assembly. NCBI's taxonomy places the organism in Eukaryota, Fungi, Ascomycota, Dothideomycetes, Dothideales, Saccotheciaceae.
AUGGGCGAUACCUCGUAUGAGAAGUUGCUUACUGUCAAUGAGACCAAAGCUGGUCGAGAGUUCGUUUCAAGCUCUCCGGAUCACUUGAAACUGUCCAACACGACUUUCUACGAACUUGAUGAUUUCUCCCUGCGAAGGUCAAAUGCUGGGUCAAAUUUCCGGUUGCUUCUACCUAUGGCCGUCGGAACCUGGAUGAAGAAGGCGGAACAGCCCAAGAUCGCUUUGUAUACCGGAUGGGUGUCUGUCCUGAUUGGACUUCUGGUCCAUGUAUUGCCGCUGGCCGCAUGUAUCGGUCUGAUCUACUUGAACAUCACGUCUCACUAUGUGAGCUACCAUGUCUCUACGCUGGCCUUCCAAUUUCUGGCAAAAUUUCUUGAAUUGCUUGCCCAGGCUUCUCUGGGAAGUGCUGUNUUUGUCUAUCUCCGCGCUCUUUACACAGGUUCUGAGUCGGUUCCUUUCGGAGCACUCUUCGCCGGACUGCAAAUCACAAGUGUCAGCUACCUUUGGUCACUCGAAUUCGCAGGCGUGGUCACGUCCAAAAGCUUCAAGCGAACUAGAAAAUGCGUGUUUCUUCUCCUGAUACCGCUAAGCGUUGCCAUAGCUGCCGGAAUUGGUCCAUCGUUCGCUAUUGCUCUAACUCCCACACCAGGAGCUUUCUACAACGGAUGGGCUGAAGAAUGGAUCAAUGCCACAGAGGAACAGAUCUUUCCUUCAUAUCUCCAACCGGCUGUUUUGAACUACAAUGAAUGGGAAGCUGCCAUGGCUGUAGCUCAAUUGGACCAGAAGUUACCAUAUGAUCAAUACGAUGUACAACAGAGCAGCUUCGAUCUGACGCAAGACGCCCUCCCUUAUAGAGAGAUUCGGUGGAACGCAACUGUAGGCAGUCUUUGGUUGUCCGCGACAGUCACCAUUCCCAGCAAGGUCAUUGCAUGGUCACUAAGCUCAUUGGCUUACCAGGCAAUCUGGUCCACGUCCCUAUGGAGUAUUCAAGGCGAUCAGAAUUAUACUACGACAACUCGCCAACCGACCGUGACUGUAAAUUGUACGAGAGCAAGUUGGCUGAACUUGACCUCGGUUCAAACAGAGAGCGGUUGGGGGGAUGGGUCGCCGCACUUCGUCUAUCAGUCUGAACAUUUGCGCAGCUUCAAUGAGACUCAAUCCUUUCACUGGGUUUUCAUUGAUCGUGAUGAUUCGGUCACUCAACCGUCACCAAAAAUCAACCCAUCGGUCUGGGCAUUGGUUCACUAUCCUCCUUCUAGCCUCGACUUUUCAGAUUCAUACAUAGGAGGAUCAUUCGGACUUUGUGCAAUAUACGCAGGCUAUGGCCACGUUCAGAACACGGUUCUAUGGACCUGGAAUGCUUCCNNCCCCUUGAGCGGUAAUCUUGUGAGCAGUCAGACGAACAGCCCAUCUACUUCCAUCAUUGACAUCCCCGCGAUAUGGUUGAAUCAAACCUUACCACCUUUGGAGNNUAAGCUAAUGGAUAAUCUUCUCGGAGUACAUACGACCACUUUCAUUGCGACAUCAUUAGCUUUCUCGAUGGCUCAGUGGCCGAAACAGGUACUGAAAUAUCCCUCUGUUUCGGAUUACUAUCCGGACCCAAGUAUCAUUUUGCGACCAAAUUUCACAAAUUCUACCCCGUCCGACCAAUUAAUGAACCCUUCAUUUCAAGUGCAUGGCUCUGCAGCUGGAGACCAUGUUUUCUAUGCUGGUUCAGAAUACGCAGACGCCGAGGGCAAGUACAAAUUGCGAAUGGAUGUCAGCACGCAAGGUUACGGCUAUCACCUCGAUCAGAGAACCAAAAUUCUUGCAAUAUCUGUACUUGCCGCGUACUGCCUCUAUAUCUUGAUCUUCAUUAUUCUCAUGCUGACGCUCAAUCGGGUUCAUUCAAACGCUUGGGACUCCAUUGGCGAACUUACUGCUUUGGCAAUCAUGUCGAGGCCAGACAACAAGCUUCGAAACACCAGUGCUGGCAUAGAGACCGUGGCUCUCUUCAAGUUACCAGUGAACAUCAGAGCGAAUGACAACAACCAUCUGGAGAUUCUCUUUGGCGACGACGAAGGUGGAACAGAAGCUGGAGUUGUGGAGAAGGACAAAGAGUAUGAGUGA